Messenger RNA from Paramuricea clavata, 456 nucleotides. Lineage: Eukaryota; Metazoa; Cnidaria; Anthozoa; Malacalcyonacea; Plexauridae. The record is from the annotation of a GenBank genome assembly.
AUGGGGAAUUUUGGUCAAUUACCACCUGUUGGUGAUAAGCCAAUAUAUGUUUCAGGUAAUGAAACAGUAGUACGUGACAAUGGACAUAGUCUGUAUCUGAUGUUUGAGUCUGUCAUUAUUUUAGAUCAAGUUAUGCGUCAGGCUGGUGAGGAGCCCGAGGCAGUUGCCCUUAGCGCCUUGCUGAUGAGAAUGCGAAAUGGAGAAGUGACAGAGGAGAACUGGAAAUUAUUGUUGGAGCAUUCAACAACAAAUGUAACAAUGGAUCAAUUCACUGAUGCCAUCCGAUUGUACUUUGACAAGAAAAGUGUUCCUGAAUACAAUUAUGAGAAGCUAAUGCAGCUUGGACAACCUGUUGCUAAAACUCAGGCAAAGCACUCUGGUCAUGGUGCCAGUGCGGCCACGUCGAACGAAGCUGGUGGAUUGGACGCUGUACUGUUUUUAUCCACAAAAGCAGAA